Messenger RNA from Acanthochromis polyacanthus (spiny chromis), 4987 nucleotides. RefSeq names its product intraflagellar transport 140 homolog (Chlamydomonas) (gene ift140). Gene Ontology annotation, molecular function: protein binding. Bases 154 to 4488 code for a protein of 1444 amino acids. Gene Ontology annotation, cellular component: axoneme; intraciliary transport particle A; ciliary basal body. Gene Ontology annotation, biological process: intraciliary retrograde transport. The record is from RefSeq and is a predicted model, not a curated record. Lineage: Eukaryota; Metazoa; Chordata; Actinopteri; Pomacentridae. The transcript has 30 exons.
UUCCGUAACUCCGCCUCCUGCUUAGACUGCGAGGUUGUCAGGGGCAACUGUGGUAGACGCUCUGUGCACACACGGCAGCUACAAGACAAUACAAGAAGUAACGGUCGAUGUCUUUAGCUCUUUCCGGUUUUAACAAGGAGAUAUACUGGGGACAUGGCGGUGUAUUUUGACCACCGUAUUGAAGCCCCUGAAAACAGUGUUGUGCCCUGUCACUUGACCUGGCACUCGGCUCUUCCUGUGCUGGCUGUGGCAUCAAGCAGCCCUGCCACUGGAGGCAAUGUUGACCUCUAUCUGCAGCAGGGAGAGCAUGUGGAAAGCUGCCAUGUGGAACGUCCUCAUCUGCCCAUAGUGCUGUGCUGGCAUCCCACAAAGCCUGUAUUAGCAGUCGGCUGGGAGAAUGGUGAGGUGGUGCUGCUCACACACCCCUCUGGAGAUCAGACGGUCCUGCCCAGCAUACAUACAUCUUGCAUCACGCUGCUGGAGUGGAGUAGCUCGGGUAGCCGCUUGGUCACUGGUGAUCUGACUGGAACUUUGGCAGUAUGGAAGGUAGAUGCCAGAGGGAGACUUCAAGGAAACCAUCUAGUAAAGCAUGACUAUAACAAACCUCUAACUUGCUGUAUCUUCAAGCCUGCCUCACCUGGGGAUGAUGUAGCAAUGCUAGCUCGAGCAUCAGUGAGUGGAGAUGAAAGUGCUCUGGACAUGUUCAGCUGGAAGGGAGCCCCUCUGAAGAUGGGCCCACAGGAGGGACUUGCUUUCUAUGUUAGCACCGCAGAUGGCAAAGUACAUUGCGUGGAUGAACACUGUAAGACCAGUACCCUUCUUAGUGUGGAGGGCUCCAUCAAGAAACUCUUCUAUAUUGAGAAGAGAGAGGCCCUUGCAGUCAUCACAGAGACCCUCAUGCUGUCACAGUACACUCUAGGAUCUGACGGUGGAGCCACAGAGUUUAUGAAGGUUAAAUUGAGCAGCAAGUCUGGGCAGAACGUGGACAUUGUCUGGACAGAGAACAGCCUCCUCAUCACAGCGACAGGAGAGCACAUUGCCAGGCUGUGGGACCUGGAGAGAGAUGACAACUAUGUUUUGCCUCUUGACGAGACUCUGGGGUUUGAGAGGGGAGAGAUGAUCAACUGUGUUUCAUACUGUGCAGGAAAAGAAAUACUAGCAGCUGGUACCACCCAUGGGCGCAUAGCAAUGUGGAGGAUGGUGGUGAAGCCAGGCAGCAGCAGAGGUGACAACAAGGCCGAGUGGAAGCUACAAACGCCCACUGAAAUAGAGGGAAAUGUCACUCAGCUGCAGUGGGGCUCCACUCUGAAUCUACUGGCAGCAAACAAUUCCAACACAGUGCUGAUUCUGUGUGAGCAUGUGAUGUCAGCCCACUUCAGCCAGCAGGUGGCAGCAGUGCAGCUUACCCCAGUGCAGCUCAGCAUCACUCAGUUCAGCACAGGACUGCACCUAGCUCUGCAGUCAGAAAUACAUAUCAAGGGAGUGUGUGUCACUAAGGACUCAGUGACAGUGUGGAACGGCAAGCAAGUCAUUGUGUACGAACUUUCAGGGACAAUUCUACGCAAUACGGGAUCCUUUCCGUGUGAUUCCCAUGUGGUAGCUGUACAUGGAGAGAACCUCUACACUGUGGAACCAAACAGAGUUCAAAUCCGUACACCACAGGGCACAGUGAAGCAACUUCUGACCUUUUCCAAGGCAGAGGGAAACCCUGUGCUGCUCAGUGUGUGUCAGUCCUACCUGGUGGUAGGCACAGACACGGCACACAUCAGAGUGUUCGACCUCUCCAGAAGAGAUGCCAAAGCUCACUGCAGUGCUAAGAACCUGGCUGACCAGAUUGCCAAUCUGGGAGCCCUGAGGUCUGUCAAAUGUAACGCCAACGGCAGCCAAGUCAGCAUGUUAAUCUCUCAGGUUAAUGGGCGACCUGAUCACAAAGUGUACUUUUAUGAUGUUGAGAUGGACACUGUGACACAUUUUGACUUCUUCACUGGCAGACCAUCCAGUGGUAUCUCUCAGCCAGAAGAAAGUGAAAAGCAUCAGUUUCAGGGAGCAGAGCUCAUAGGUCGCUGUCCUGUAUCUCACUUCUGGGAUGAGAGCGAACCUCGUCUUUUUGUUUGUGAAACGGUGCCAAUCAGCUCUGAAUCCUCUUCAAGUAGCUACAUGGAUCGGGCUGAUGUGUCAGUGGUGACACUCUUCUGUACACAGGAGCAUGGGCUCCUCCUCCAAGACUGUUACCCCAAACCUCCAGGCCUACAAGCUCUCCUCGCUCUGGAUGUGCCCUACUGUUGUUUUAGCUGCAAGCCAGGUGAGAAGGAUCCGGGGUUACCAGAGGUUCCACCACCUUCACAGACAUCAAAAGGAGCGACUGCUCAGUUCCCUCAUAUGGUGUCCAGGCGACCUCUCAGAGACUUUGUGGGACUGGAGAACUGUGAGAAGGCAACGCGCGAUGCAAUGCUCAACUUCAGCUUCUACCUGACUAUCGGUGACAUGGAUGAAGCCUUCAAGUCCAUCAAGCUCAUCAAGAGUAAAGCGGUAUGGGAAAACAUGGCCCGGAUGUGUGUGAAAACUCGGCGGCUGGAUGUGGCACGCGUGUGCCUUGGGAAUAUGGGAAAUGCCAGAGCAGCAAAAGCACUGAAGGAGGUGGAGGCUGAACCUGAACCAGAGGCCCAAGUGGCCAUGUUGGCCAUUCAGCUCGGCUUGCUGGAAGAUGCAGAGAAAUUGUACAAGAGCUGUCAGCGCUAUGACCUGCUGAACAAUUUCUACCAGGCUUCUGGCCAGUGGCAUCAAGCUCUGGACACAGCGGAAAUCCAUGAUCGCAUCCACCUGCGCACCACCUACUACAGUUAUGCCAAAUACCUGGAGUCCAUGGGAGACAAGCAACAGGCACUCACUUAUUACGAGAAAUCAGACACGCACAGGGUUGAAGUGCCCAGAAUGCUCCAGGAUGACACCUCAUCUCUAGAGUUUUAUGUUCACAAAAUGAAAGACAAGAACAUCUAUAAGUGGUGGGCGCAGUACCUGGAGAGCCAGUCUGACAUGGGUUCAGCGCUACGUUUCUAUGAGCUCGCUCAGGAUUACCUCUCCCUGGUUCGAGUCCACUGCUACAUGGGGAACAUUCAGAAGGCAUCUGAGAUAGCCAAUGACACAGGUGACCGAGCAGCAUCGUACCACCUGGCCAGACAUUAUGAGGGCCAUGAUGAUAUCAAGCAAGCAGUCCACUUCUACACACGAGCCCAGGCCUACAACAACGCCAUACGACUUUGUAAGGAGAACAGUCUGGAUGACCAGCUGAUGAACUUGGCUCUGCUCAGUAAUCCAGAAGACAUGAUGGAGGCCGCCUGUUACUAUGAGGAGAAAGGAACUCACAUGGACAGAGCUGUGGCGCUCUACCACAAGGCCGGUUAUGUGUCGAAAGCUCUAGAGCUGGCCUUUGCCACCCAACAGUUCUCUGCCCUUCAGCUGAUUGCAGAGGAUCUGAAUGAGAACUCGGAUCCGGCCCUCCUCGCUCGCUGCUCUGACUUCUUCAUCACACAUUCCCAGUAUGAGAAGUCUGUGGAUUUACUGGUGGCAGCAAAGAAGUACCAUCAAGCGCUGGAGCUGUGUCUGGCCCAGAACCUCACUAUCACAGAGGAUCUGGCUGAGAGAAUGACUAUAACUGAUUCAAAGGACUUGUCUGAAGAGGCCCGCAAGGAGCUGCUGGAGAAGAUCGCUGACUGCUGCAUGCGUCAGGGCAAUUAUCACCUGGCCACCAAGAAAUACACACAGGCAGGCAGCAAACUCAAGGCAAUGAGGGCCCUUCUCAAGUCAGGCGACACAGAGAAAAUAAUAUUCUUUGCUAAUGUUUGCCGUCAGAAGGAGCUUUUCAUCAUGGCUGCCAACUACCUCCAGUCUCUGGACUGGCGGAAAAAUCCAGAAAUCUUAAAGACGAUCAUUGGUUUCUACACUAAAGGCAGGGCACCAGAGCUGCUGGCUGGCUUCUAUGAAGCUUGUGCUCAGGUGGAGAUCGAUGAUUACCAGAACUAUGAAAAGGCUCUGGAUGCACUGACGGAGGCGUCCAAGUGUCUCUCAAAAUCAAAGGAGGCUUCAGCUGGACAACACGAAGCGAGGCUGGCUGACCUGCAGCAUAAAGUCACACUGAUAAGGAAGUUUGUCCACAUACGCAGAUUGUAUGCUGAGGAUCCUCGUGAGGCGGCCCAGUUGUGUGAAGCCCUGCUGGAGGAGCCAGAGUUGGACCCUGCUGUCAGGAUCGGAGAUGCGUUUGGUUUCCUCAUCGAGCACCAUUGUCAGCAAGGCAACUUUCAAGUGGCCUCCCGUAAGCUGGAGGAGCUGCAGAGGAUGCUGCCAUCACAGAAUGUUAGGUACUACAUCAGCCAGGCCAGCCUAGAGGCCCUGCAGGAGGAGAUGGGUAUAUCAGUGGGUCGUGGUGACGGCAGACUCAAUAUGAAGGAGGAUGAUGAAGUGGAGGAGGACUUAAAUUUGUCUGAAGCAUGACAUUUGGUGAUACAGAGCACACCAAUGUUUUUUGCAAUAAUAGACAAUUUCCUAUCAGUCAGUGGAGUAUUGUAGAAAAAUGACAAAAAAUGAAAGGAAAAAGCUCCACCAAAAUCACAUGAUGGUACUUCAAAUGACCCAAACUCAUGAAUUUUAUACGGACGUCUCUUGGGAAUUUCAAGUUGAAAGUAGGCUGGAUGAAAGGUGUCCAUCCUGUGGACCUUUGAUCCACUGAGGAUCAAAGUGGGUGGAGUCUGGCUAUGGGCGGAGCCUGUUGAAGUGACAAUCAAGUAUGUGAUGACGUUACUUGAUGACAGCCUAGCCUUAACCAGCCAUAUGCCCUAAUACUCUAUACACUGUGUAUAUAUAUAUAUAUAUAUAUAUAUAUAUAUAUUGUGUGUGCGCGUGUGUGUAAAUGCAAGACAUAUGCUUGCACUUUUGUUUUUGUAUGAAUGACUGUACAUUAUUAAUAGUGCUAUAUUAAAACUCUUUGAAAACA